Molecule: messenger RNA, 1217 nt
Organism: Doryrhamphus excisus (bluestripe pipefish)
Lineage: Eukaryota; Metazoa; Chordata; Actinopteri; Syngnathiformes; Syngnathidae
Gene: tmem186
Product: transmembrane protein 186
Cellular component (GO): mitochondrion
Source: RefSeq, a predicted model, not a curated record
UGUGUGUGACACAAGGGAGCUCGUGGGGAGAUUUCCGGCUUCGUCCUGACAUCUGUGGGUUCGUUCUUAAAAGAACCAAAGAACAUUACGACCUAUUAAUUCGACUUCAGUAUAUUGUGUUCCUGGGGAUGAUCCGUUCCGCGUUAACCGGAAGGUUAAGAUCCCACAUCCUGUCCCACAUAAGAGGAUCAUGCCAGCUCACAGGUGGACAGUUGUCUUCGGGUUCAUCCAGGCUCUUACCUCUCCACCAUGGAUGCCAUGCGUUCCUUAAUCCCCAAAUCACAGCUCACAAGAGGUACUCGGAUUUAUCCACACAGAAAUUUGACAUCUUUUACAAAUUCCCUCACAUGAGGCUCCUCCGAGCUGUCUCCAGGCUAAAAUUACUCCAAACCGGCAUCACUGUUGUUAUCCUGCCCCCGGUAUACAUUAUGUACCUCAUGGGAGAAGCCCCUAUAUUUCUUGUCAGUUACUCAACAGGAGUAGCUUUAUUCGCCGGCGUCAUGUUGUACACGGCCAGUUACUUCUUCCAAAGGGUGGUGGGCAUGAUGUACCUGGAUUCCACAAAAAACACUCUCAAAGUGUCCCACUUGACUUUCUGGGGUGGGCGUCAUGACAUUUACAUGCCCGUGUCAGAUGUCAUGACUGUCGGGGACACUGGGGACUCUUUCAAUGAGCGCAUACUAAAACUGAAGCGAUACAGCACUCCUAAGACUUUGUAUUUCUCCACGCAUUUUGGACAGGUGGUGGACAAACAACAAUUUGAGAAGGUAUUUGGAAGUUUAAGGUGAUACUGUUAGCUUAUUGGUACGUUUCAACUAUUGAUGUAUUUGGUCUUAUAACCAAGUGUUUCACGUACAGUAUAUGAUAUGAUUGAUGAGAUUUGGCGUUUUCAUAUAAUAUUGUCUAAAAUUGUAUUUGCACUCAACCAUAUUGAUGAAUACAUGGAUGAAAAACAACAUUAUAGAUGCUGUUAUUAUGUUUGGAGAGCAAAAUAAAGUUGUUCUUGUAAAGCCACUAUUGAUGAUGUAUUGAUAAGUGAUUUACACCAGGAGCGCUGUGCUCUGCAGAUAGAAAGUGUUGGUAGAAAUCUACAGUAAUCCUUCACUUAUUGCAGUUAUUUUGUUCCAGAGCUGACUGUGAGAUGUGUACGACCUUCUCAAUAUGAGUUUUAACAUUAUUAGAACUUUCUUGAAAUGAACUUGAGUCACAUUUACACU